Messenger RNA from Chenopodium quinoa (quinoa), 3032 nucleotides. RefSeq lists its product as uncharacterized. NCBI's taxonomy places the organism in Eukaryota, Viridiplantae, Streptophyta, Magnoliopsida, Caryophyllales, Amaranthaceae. Bases 1 to 2580 code for a protein of 859 amino acids. Gene Ontology annotation, biological process: response to ionizing radiation; regulation of DNA-templated DNA replication initiation; mitotic G2 DNA damage checkpoint signaling. Gene Ontology annotation, molecular function: chromatin binding. The transcript has 5 exons. Gene Ontology annotation, cellular component: nucleus. The record is from RefSeq and is a predicted model, not a curated record.
AUGAUAACAGAUGAAACCCUAAAUUUGCUUUCUCAAACCCUUGAAUUGGCUUGUAAUUUGGUGGAUGCUUCGAUUUCUGGUUCGGGUUCUAGGUCUUCGCAUUUAUCGAGCUCGAUUGCGCAGGUAAUUCAUGAUUAUGGUUGGGAUUUGUCUGAUUGUUGUAAUGAUUCUGAUUUGUUAGGGACUGUUAGGUCGAAUUUGGUUGUAUUGUUCUCACCUGUUUGUAGAUCAAAUAAGGAUUUGAUUGAUUUUAUGGGUGUUGAUGAUGUUGUGAAUGAUUGUGAUGUUUUUUGUGAUAAAUUUAGAGGGGUUUUUGGGCAUGUGAGAGAUGCUUUUGCUAGUAGGGAUAUUCAUUUCAGCUGGGUAGACUUGAACUUUGAUAAUGAUGGCGGAAACGAUGUCAAAAAAGAUAAACUUGAUGAAUAUAGCAGAUUAGUGGGGUUUUUUCAAAAUGGUGUUAAGAGUUUAGGUUGGGGUUUAUGUUCUAGUGAUUCAAUUGUCUUGGGUUCUGCUCUUGUUUCGUUUGGCUUAAUUUAUCCGAUGAUUGGUGUUUCAGCUACUUUCCCUAAAUUAAAUGAUAAAUGUAAGAAAGUUUGUGGGCAAUUGAAUCUUGAGAUAUUGGAUGUGAGUGGGAAACCUAUGGAAUGCAAGUAUUGUGAUCUCCAACUGCUUGAUCUUAAAAUGUUACGUGGGCGUAGGCUUCACGGUCUUUCAAUCUCUGAGGGGUCUGAAAAAGCUGGAGAGCUUUCUCAACAAUCCUGUGGAAUUUGGGAGAGUUUUGGUGAUGGGGUGGUGAAGAUUGAUGUAAAAUCUCUCUGUAGAAAUGGAGAGAGUGUAAAUAUGGAUGAGCAAAUUUCUGAUGUGGUACUAGUUGAUGAGUUAUCAACAGAUUCAAAGAAAAAGAACGAGAAGUCAUCUACUGAGUUUUUUGCUGACAGAGAAAGGUUACUGGGCAUCAUUGCAUUUGUCAAAUGCCAAGGGCAUCAUAACCAAGGGGUUCUCAAACCUUUUACUAUUAAUUCGGCUUUUCUUUUUAUUCUGAAAGAUUGUACUGACUUAUGUGGAGCUCAAAAUGGUGUAAGUGAGCUAAACCUUGGACACGGUAGCUCAGAGAAAGGAGAAAAAACUGUUGGAAUUGACAUGAGUAUGGAUUCUGUGAGUGGGGUAUGUAAAAGUGAGAGUAGAAGAAAGCACAGAAUGCAUCCCCACAGGUACAAGGAUCUCUCCUGGGGCUCUUUCUGCAAAGCAGCUGCUCGACCCUGUGAGAUGGAACUUGAGGGAGCUUACUUUUCCAAGGAAUGUGAUACUUCAAAGAAGUUAAAGUUUUUGCAGUGUUGGAUAAAACAGGCCGCAAAAAGUAGCUCAUCACUUCCAUGCAAGUCAGACACACCUAAAAUUAUGGAGAAAACAGAGGAGAGAUUGUGCCAGUUGCAUCAAGAAAGUCAGCAACCACUUCCUUCUCUGGCUAAAGAACACGCUGUUGUGGGACCUCAAAUAAAACAAACUGGAGCUUCGCAAGAAGCUGCUGAAGCUUUCUUUAGUAAUUUAUCUCAGAGAAUUCAAAAUGGUAUUGCAUCAGGAGUUGACUUAGUGGCUUUUGCGCAGCGGGUAGUUUCUUCAUGUAUUUAUUGGCUUAGGCGGAAACUAGAACCAAAUACAAAAGAAGAAAGUCAAGCCUCCCUUGAAAAAUCAGAUGGUAGCAGUUAUGGAGGACUAGUAGCUGGUGAGCUCAUCAAACUCUUACUAAUCAAUCCAAAAGACAUAGCAGGAAAGCACAAAGAUAGUGAUCUAUCCUCUAAAGCAACAGAUGCACAUUCAUCAAAUACCUCAUCUGAAGAUAGAAUUAGACAGUAUGAGCUGCAGAUUUUGUUUCGCAUGGAGAUACUUCAAUCAGAGAUUGUUGCUGGUAUACGGGAUUCUACCAAGAACAAAUUUGUUAAGCAGAUCUGCUGUCUUUUAGAGUUUAUUCAGUGUAACAUGGAGGAUGGAUUUUUUGGAGACUUUGACUUUAGUGAUUAUGUGGGCAGGACCAUCAAAAGCAGGUAUUCGCAGAACCUUGGGAGUAUUGUACAUAAAAUCUAUGAUCAGAUGGAUCUAUUAUUGUUUGAUGAUGGUGAUGAUGAUGAAUCCCCUAAUCCACUACUCAACAGUGAGGAUAGCAGUCAAUCAUGGAAAGUAGGAAGUGAACCCAAUUCUACUGAUGAUUCACUUCACACCGGUAGCACAGAUCAUGAUCGCAAACUGGUUGAAGCUCAAGAAAGGAGAACAAGAGCUUUGAAGUUUGCUUCUUUUUCACGAAGAGCCAUGCCUGACUUGCAGAGAGUGUGGGCCCCUAAGCCACCAAAAUUGUCCAGGUCAAAAUCAGAUUCUUUUCGUAGGUCCAAGAGGAAAGACCGUCAUAGAGAAAACUAUGAUCGGGUCUGCGAAACCCCAACAAGUGGGGCAAAAAAAUGUUUAUUCCCUUCGGAUGGUAGUGUUGGUGAUGUUGAAGAGUAUAGGGAGCAUGGGGGGAAUUCAACUAGUUCCGUUCACAGGGCUUUGUUUCAGGAUGAGUCGUGGCAUCAUGAAUGGGGGCUUUGAUUCAUAAGCUACAUUGGCCUAAAAUAAUACUGUAUUAGUCAACUUAGACACAAACAAAUACCUGUGUAUACCAGAAGCUUUGCGUGAAGCACAAAUACAACAGGACACACCUGUAAGACUACUUGCCUUUGUACAAAAAUAUUUUCAAUUGACUUGUAGAGUAUAUCCUUCAGUAAAUGUAUAACUAGGUGUUUUUAGCAGUAUAGGCACUAGGAGCCUUGUACGCUGUAAUUCCUUUGUAACAUGUUGUUUAAUGUUGUCUAGAAUUUCAAGACACGUAUACAGCAACUUCUGUAUCAGUUCAGCAGGGAAGAAGCAGGUGCAGUUCAGCAACUUCUGUAUCAGAAAUUGCAUAACAAUAUCUGUGUCUCAGUUUAGUCUUGCUAAUAUAAGCUGUGAUCUGGGAGUUUCUAUUAUGUUCUACAUUUUAACGAGAGCCAUGUUAUCAAUCU